This is a messenger RNA of Adineta ricciae, 483 nucleotides long. The record is from the annotation of a GenBank genome assembly. Lineage: Eukaryota; Metazoa; Rotifera; Eurotatoria; Adinetida; Adinetidae.
AUGAUCCCGUGGCUCAUUUCUUCUUAUCAAGUCUGUUUUUUCGGUAUUUUUUGGGAUAGUUGGAUUUAUACCUAUAUACUAGUCAUUAUAGUAGUACUUCCCACGAUUAUUAGCAUUGUUUUCAAUUUAAUUAUCUUCAUCACUGUUCGAUCAUCUGCUCGACGUAUUCAUGAAACAACAACAAUCACCGUUCUGUCUGAAACUAACACUUCACGGCAACAACAUGCUCGAGAAAUGCGACUACUGAAACACAUACUUUUCAUGUUUGCAGUAUUUGUUCUUGGUUGGGCACCACUUUUUGUUGUUCUUGCUCUUCCCAGUGCUAUAUACCACACAAUACCAGGAUGGAUCAUCACUAGUUCACAAAUCCCUUCUGCAAUCUCUGCAGUGAUUCAAGUAGUGGAUUUAUUUAUUUAUAAUCGUGAGAUUCGUCAAUAUUUGAAAGAACGAAUACAUCACUGUCUGGGAUGGAUUUGUGCGUGA